Rubroshorea leprosula is the source of this 395-nucleotide messenger RNA. NCBI's taxonomy places the organism in Eukaryota, Viridiplantae, Streptophyta, Magnoliopsida, Malvales, Dipterocarpaceae. The record is from the annotation of a GenBank genome assembly.
UUCUGCAAUUUCCUGAUGUUUGGUGCUUAAACUUGUAUGAAUUUGCUAAAAGUGAAUGAUAUUCAGUGAUUCGUUGCUUGUAUGAAUCUGCUCUGCCGCUGGCCUGCUGCCGGACCGGAUCCAUCUGCUUUGCUGCCGCUAGAGCGAUUUGUUGCUGUUACCAAGUCAUCUGCUACCAUUGCUAUUGCUACUGUUCCCCGUGGGGAACGAGAACAGGGGGCAAAAUCUGCCCCCCCUAAAAAAAUCCCCGCGGGGAUCCUUGUCCCUGUGACUCACGGGGACAGGGAUGGGGAAGGGGUCCCCGGCCCCGCGGAGCCCCAUUGACAUCCCUAUGUACCCAUCACUACAGCAUUUUUCCUCCAACCGUAGAUAUAUAAUAAAAAUCUGUAGGUAUA